Molecule: messenger RNA, 672 nt
Organism: Symbiodinium natans
Lineage: Eukaryota; Dinophyceae; Suessiales; Symbiodiniaceae
Source: the annotation of a GenBank genome assembly
AUGACGACGUGUGGCCGGUCGCAACUGACUGCCGUGCUUGGUGGUUGGCCAUUGCCGGCCCAGCUUCACGCCCCAGAGCUGGCUGAGCCGGCUCCGAGUUUCUCCUCCGAGCCCCAGGCUUCGGUGUUUCGCCUGCCGCCGGGUUUGGAACUCCCAAGAGAGCGCAUUGAAGGAGCGGAAAUUCCCUGGAUUGGCAGCCACGGUCAUCCUGAAGCGUGCAGCCGCCCUUGUGUUCACAUUCAGAAGUUUGGAGGCUGUCCUGCCGGAGAUGCAUGCCGCUAUUGCCAUCUCCCGCAUACAGGGAAGAAGAGCCGGAAGCCAGACAAGCGGGCGCGCGAGGAGUUGAGUUACAUGACGGAUCAGGAGCUCCUUACGAUGUGUCUGCCGUACAUCAGGAAGAAGGCUGCUCAAUUGGACCUGCCGGCAGCCCACCUCGUGGUCGAAUUGCUGGAGGCGGAGCUUGCCAGUCUGGCCCCUCUCACGCACUUGCGAUCAAGGCGGGAUCUCAAGCAGGUGAUGUCCGGGAUGUCCUUCCUGCACGUGGUAACGAUCAGUAUGUCCCAGUUGCCAUGGCAAGUGGAAGCGGCCCUCUUGGCCUUGAAGCUACAGAUGCCUCCGUCGCACGGUGAGGUCCCAUUGGUCCCAGUGGCACCUGCGUCGAUCAUGCUUUGA